This is a messenger RNA of Phoenix dactylifera (date palm), 1651 nucleotides long. RefSeq names its product transcription factor bHLH68-like. Gene Ontology annotation, biological process: regulation of transcription by RNA polymerase II. Gene Ontology annotation, molecular function: RNA polymerase II cis-regulatory region sequence-specific DNA binding; DNA-binding transcription factor activity, RNA polymerase II-specific; protein dimerization activity. Lineage: Eukaryota; Viridiplantae; Streptophyta; Magnoliopsida; Arecales; Arecaceae. Gene Ontology annotation, cellular component: nucleus. The record is from RefSeq and is a predicted model, not a curated record.
CUCCCCAACCCAUGUAACCAUUGCUUUUAACAGGGCCUGUGCUUUUUUCUCCCAAGCCUCAUCCAAAGAAGGAAAAGAAGCAAAGCUUCUAAAGAUUGACCUGAAGGUGGCUGAAAAGGGUGGGAUCAAAAGAAGAAGGGUUGAGAGAGCAAGAGAGGCCAAAGGGUUGAGUUGAGGAAUGAAUAGAGGGGUGUUUCAGAGCUCUCUGGUGCAGCAGAUCAUGGGGGGGAACCCUAGCUGGAGGGGCAUGAGUAAUAUGAGGCCACCCCCGGAACAGACUUCUCCUCUCCUACCCUCUUCUUCCUCAUCCUCUUCUUCUUCAGUCUUCCCUCAGUACCACCAGCCUUCAAAUUUCCUUCCCAUGACCUCCUGGCAUGACAACCCAGAUCUACCAGAGUCAUGGAGCCAGCUGUUACCGGGAGGACCUGUGGGGGAAGAGGAGAGAUGUAGCUUCACUACUUUCCAAGCUAAAAAGAUAGAGAAUUGGGAUGAUCAGAUGGUAUACCCAUCAACAUGUGCAUACAUGAUUGAUGUAAAGCAGGAGAGUUCUGAAGGUGGAUACGCUUAUAGCCAUGGAAAUGGAGACAUCCAUGCUUCUAAGUCUCUUCUACCAGUUUCCUCUCCUAGAUCUUGUGUUACGACUAGUUUCAGCAGCAACAUGUUGGACUUCUCAAACAGCAAGGGAGAGAGGAGGCAUCCCCCAUCAGAUCAGUCAUCUGAGUGCAACAGCACAGCAACUGGUGCAGCUUUCAAGAAGGCUAGGGUUCAAGGCCCCUCCUCAGCACACUCUACUUUCAAGGUGAGGAAGGAGAAGCUAGGGGAUAGAAUAACAGCCCUUCACCAGCUAGUCUCCCCAUUUGGAAAGACUGACACUGCGUCUGUACUGCUAGAAGCCAUUGGCUACAUCAGAUUCCUCCAGAGUCAAAUCGAGGCUCUGAGCUCCCCGUACUUCGGCAGUCGAUCAGGGAACGUGAGGCAGCCUGCACAAGGAGAAAGGAGUUGUAUAUUUCCAGAAGACCCUGGUCAGCUGUUGAAUGACAAUUGCACCAAGAAAAGAGGACCACCUGAUCAGGAUGCCAAUGAUGAGCCAAAGAAGGAUUUGAGGAGUAGAGGGCUUUGCCUCGUUCCAGUGUCCUGCACCUUGCAUGUUGGGAGUGACAACGGAGCUGAUUACUGGGCUCCAUCUCUUGGUGGGGGUUUUCGAUAGGUACAGCAACAUCUCGGCACGCCUGAGGCUUUCCACGAGGACAUAACAUCAUGAGCAGUCACUCUGCUAAAACUGAAGGCUGAUUGCUCAUGAUGCUAUGCACUAUAUAUUCUAGGAGAGCAACUGUGCUAAGAAAUCAGGAUGGUGAGGACUUUAUAUAUAUAUAUAUAUACCUCAUGAUUUAAAGAGACAUGCUUCUUUAGAACUCUACCUUGAACACUAUGAUGUAUAUUCAAUUCCAGUUCUGUUGCAACUCCUCUUGAAUGCUAUCGACAUGUAAUUAGAUAUUAGGACUUAGAUUUUGUCCUUUUCUCAGUCAAGAAAAGAGUUGAAGUUAUCCUACUUAAUUUUGAUUAGUACUGCUCAUAUCUCUAGGAGGCAGUAGCAUGGUUUGCCCAAUCAGAAUCAAUAGCAAUGGUAGUAAUUAAAUUCUAGUUUUGUUUA